Caenorhabditis remanei is the source of this 1131-nucleotide messenger RNA. RefSeq lists its product as uncharacterized. The record is from RefSeq and is a predicted model, not a curated record. NCBI's taxonomy places the organism in Eukaryota, Metazoa, Nematoda, Chromadorea, Rhabditida, Rhabditidae. Gene Ontology annotation, biological process: regulation of transcription by RNA polymerase II. The transcript has 7 exons. Bases 1 to 1131 code for a protein of 376 amino acids. Gene Ontology annotation, molecular function: DNA-binding transcription factor activity, RNA polymerase II-specific; RNA polymerase II cis-regulatory region sequence-specific DNA binding.
AUGAACAAACGACCGGGUAUGAUAAUCCCUCCGACAGUUGAAAUCUCAACAAUCAUUGAUACGGCAACACCUUCUUCAUCCAAUGAGAAUCGAGUCGAAUCGUCACUCUUCAUCGGACAGCUGCAGCAUCCGCCGCUCCGACGACGACCCGUCUCAGCGAUGGCCUCGUUGCCGUGGGUAGCCUACCAAGCACCACGCGAGGAAGGUACCGACGACGAAGACGUGGCAGUUGAGUCCACUUUAUUCCUCUCAACUUCGCCGGGAAUCGGGUUUCCAUCUGGCGGAUCGGUUAGCUCUCUCGCUCUGUCUCCACCUGGUUUAUCUCCGUUAAAUUUCAAUGAUGGAUCUCCGUUCUCACUGUCAUCAACACCCUCAUCUACCUCUUCUUUAGUUAGAAAUCAGAAUCGAUUCACUUUCGAUCAUAUUCCAUUUGUCGGGAGCUCUACUAAUUCAACUCCAGCCACUGCAUCGACGGGACCGCCCGGCUUAUCUCCAGGCUCCGCCCUCAACAUUGACCAUGAAAAGUCGGCAUUCGAAAUCGUGUCGUGUCACCACCAGAGUGCAGAAGAAAUCCUUCAACGAGUCCGUCUCGGAACAUCUGGAUCCACGUCAUCGUCUACGAAUAACACGAGAAAUAGUCAAAGCGAAACGACGGGAGGAUCUGGGGAAUCGACUUCUGGAGUACCGGAUGGAUCUGUCCCCGGACAGUAUUACUGUUUUAUUUGUGAGAAAGAUUUCCGUCGGCCGGAUAUUCUGUCACGUCACACACGACGUCACACUGGGGAGAAGCCGUUCAAAUGCGAGGAUUGUGGACGUUUCUUCUCGCGAUCCGAUCAUUUGAGAACUCAUCGCAGGACUCAUACUGAUGAAAAGCCCUAUCAUUGCUGUGUGUGUAACUAUUCAGCGAGACGACGUGACGUCCUGACCCGUCAUAUGUCAACUCGACAUCAAACUAUUGCUCCACCGUCGGUUUUGGGGACUCAUCGCAAUGUUCGGAGAUGUCUCUCCGACGGUGACUAUCAUAAAAUGGCAGCUCAAGAACUGCGUCAACGUCAUCAGGCGACACGUGAAGACGUGGAAGUUCCUCCGAUGGAAGAUAUCGAAGAUGACGUCAUUGUAGAUGACAUUUGA